CCGUCUCUGAAGAGUCGGCCUUGGAGGGACACGGAGAUCGGCGGGAGGACUGGGGGAAGGGACCCGGGCCUAGAACAACUGCUGACUAAUCGGCGGGCGGCGGGGGAGGGGGUGGCGCGCCGGCUCGGCUGGGGUCACGCGCCCGAGUGCAGGCAGAAUGGGCUUGGGGCUCUCGGGCCUCGCCGGGAAGCUGGAGUCCCGACUCCCAGCCAGGGGCCCCACCCGGCAUUCCGGGGGCGGGGGGCGCCCUCUGCAAAGGGGAAACUGAGGCCCAAGGAAUUUGGGAACUUUUCUUAAAGUCACAAAGCUGAGUCCGACCCACACCCUGGGACCCCCCACUCUUUCUGUCACUCAGAAGAAUCUACCCCAUCCUUGUCUUCUCAUUCUGUCCUCCGAGCUUCCCAGUAAGUGAACACAUAUGGAGAACUUGGGGAUGAGUAAGAGGAGGGCACUCCCACCUGCCCUCUGCCUAGACUACCUGCCCAGGAAGAAAGACAGGCCAAACUGUGCUUACUAGGUAGGAUAAGAUCCAUGAAGCAAGAGAUGGGGCAUUUGAACUGGGCUUCAAGGGGGUGAAUAGGAGUUUGCCUGUUGGAGAGAUGGAGGGAGGGACAUUGCCGGCUGAGCAGCUUUCUACGUUUUUCUGGCAGGAAACUGACAGCACACAGCCUCAAGACCACCCUUGACACCCUCAGCCACGCUAUGCGUGCCCGAGGUCCCCCUGGCCUACCGUCCCCGGCGCUACCUCUCGCCUCCUCUGUCCUGAUGUUGCUGCUGAGCAGCCUGUGGCUGGUGGGGGCUGGCCCCAGCCUUGCCCUGGCCCCGGAGCUGCUGCUGGACCCUUGGCAGGCGCACCGGCUGCUGACCCAUGCCCUGGGCCACACGGCCCUACCUGGUCUGCUCCUGAGCCUGCUGCUGCUGCCCACCCUGGGCUGGCGGCAGGAGUGCCACCUGGGCACGCUGCGGUUCCUGCAUGCCUCUGCCCUGCUCGCCCUGGCUGCCGGGCUCAUGGGGGUGCUGCUGGCGGGCCUUGGGGUGUCCGGUGCAGCUGGCGGCUGCGGCUACAUGCCUGUCCACCUGGCCAUGCUGGCAGGGCAGGGUCACCACCCUCGCCAGCCCCAGGGGGUCCUGCCAUCAUGGCUCCUGCCGUGGCUGCUGCUCGCCUUGACACCACUGCUCAGCUCCGAGCCACCCUUCCUGCAGCUGUUCUGUGGCCUUCUUGCCGGCCUGGCCUAUGCAGCCGGGGCCUUCCAGUGGCUGGAGCUGUCGGAGCGGCGGCUGCAGGCACUGCAGGAGGGGGUCUUGUGCAGGGCCCUGGCCGGGUCCUGGCCACUCAGACUCCUUCCUACCCCAGGCGGCCGGGCCGAGCUGCCUGUCACCCAUCCUGCCGGAGUUAGGCCUCCCACCCCUGGACCUCCUUACAUGGCCUCCCCUAGCCUCUGGUCCCGCAGUGAAGGCUCAGCCCCGCUCCCGCCAGGCCUGGGGCCUGUGCAGCCGACCUGGGAGGGCUCCUCAGAGGUGGGCCUGGCCUGGGCCGGGCCCAGCUUCCCCCCAGGGACUCCGCUGUGGGCAGCCCUGGAUGAGCAGAUGCUGCAGGAGGGGAUCCAGGCCUCGCUCCUGGAGGGGCCAGCCCCGUGUCCCGAGAGCCCACUACGGCUGUCUAAGUCCUCCGUCUCGUCUCUGCGGCUGCAGCAGCUGGAGCGCAUGGGCUUCCCCACAGAGCAGGCAGUGGUGGCCCUGGCAGCCACAGGCCGAGUGGAGGGUGCUGUGUCACUGCUGGUUGGGGGGGAGGUGGGCACUGAGGCCCUGGUGACUCAGGGGAGGGGUGGGCCCGCUCACCCCGAGGGUCCUGGUCCCCCCUAGCCCAUGCAGGCCCUUGGGUGACGAGGCUUGGCCUGUAGGUGGGUAGUCUGAGCCCAGCCCCGUGUGCCAAGCCGCGGUGUGGUGUGGGAGACACCCCUCCGGCACCCCACCCUGGUACUGUUUAGAAUAAAAACCAGUUCAUUUUUCAACCUGGA
Ailuropoda melanoleuca (giant panda) is the source of this 2018-nucleotide messenger RNA. It is a transcript of the gene RHBDD3, whose product is annotated as rhomboid domain containing 3. The transcript is spliced from 8 exons. Gene Ontology annotation, cellular component: membrane. Lineage: Eukaryota; Metazoa; Chordata; Mammalia; Carnivora; Ursidae. The coding region runs from base 703 to 1863 and encodes 386 amino acids. The record is from RefSeq and is a predicted model, not a curated record. Gene Ontology annotation, molecular function: serine-type endopeptidase activity; protein binding.